Ilex paraguariensis (yerba mate) is the source of this 213-nucleotide messenger RNA. The record is from the annotation of a GenBank genome assembly. Lineage: Eukaryota; Viridiplantae; Streptophyta; Magnoliopsida; Aquifoliales; Aquifoliaceae.
AUGGGGUUUUUGGUGACAACCCUAAUUUAUGUCGUUGUCGGAAUCAUUGCAUGUCUGUUUACCCGAAUCUGCUGCAACAGAGGGCCUUCUUCUAAUCUGUUCCACCUAACAUUGAUUAUUACUGCAACAGUAUGCUGUUGGAUGAUGUGGGCCAUUGUAUAUCUUGCACAGAUGAAGCCACUCAUCGUCCCAAUUUUGAGUGAAGAGGAGUGA